Molecule: messenger RNA, 1491 nt
Organism: Physella acuta
Lineage: Eukaryota; Metazoa; Mollusca; Gastropoda; Physidae
Product: adenosine receptor A1-like
Biological process (GO): G protein-coupled receptor signaling pathway
Cellular component (GO): membrane
Molecular function (GO): G protein-coupled receptor activity
Source: RefSeq, a predicted model, not a curated record
AAUGGCGGAGGUUGUUUUGGUUAGUAGUUUAGGCUACAGGUUAUUGCUAUCGUGCAAUGGAUUGUUUGUAAGCACUCGACCAUUAUUGAAGUAAAUCCCUGUAGGAUUGUGAAGUGAACUUUGUCAGGUUUUUUUCACGUUUUUCAUAUAUAAGUUAUUCCUCAACUGGAUUGCGGAAAGAAGAACCCAUAUCUACACUUACCUUUGUUUUAUUAUCGAUUUCAAACACCUUUAAAAGAAUCGCUUAGUCCUACCGACGAUCUCAAUGGAGAGAACCAAGCAGUGUCAUCACUGCAGUGACUUAUUCUGAUAGUUCCAGAUGUACUGAUCCCAAAAACAUGGAGGGUGAAUAUCUGCCGAGCGAUGUCUUUGAUACGGGGUCAGCUACAAAAGGGAGGAGUUUAGUGUACAGCGACCCGAGUGUACAGGUAGCGCACCUGGUCUUCACGACAGCGGCCUCCGCGUUUAUCCCCAUCAUCAUCCUCAGCAACAUGCUAGUCAUUUGGGCCGUCGUCUUCUACCCGAGCUUCUUCAACAGCCAGCACCUGUUCCACCUGAGUCUCGCCGUGUUCCAUCUGCUCUCUGGCACCCUGUGCCUGCCGUUGUAUAUCCUGAUGUUCUUCGAGUCGGUGAAGGCGGUGUCUUCAAACAAGUACGUGUGUUUGUUGAAACACUGCAGCGUCAACGUCGCGGCCGGAGGAUCGUUGUACUCCCUGUUCCUCAUUUCUUUAGACCGGUACAUCGCUGUUCUCCGACCCAGUAUCUACGCUAAAUGGAUGACGGUGGCCAAGUCGGUAGUCAUCAUCACCGCGUUGUGGCUUUUAACCUGGAUCCGCGCGUUCAUCCCCAUGAUGGGUUGGCACAACUACGACGACAGCAUCGAGAAUCUCAUCGAAAGAUGCGACGUGUACAAAGUUUUUCCUCCCCUGUACAUCCAGUACGUCGUCCUACUCCCGGGGGUGAUACUCCUCGCCGCGUCCACGGUCAUCAACGUUCACAUCUUCUUCAUCACGAAAGAACAGAAAGCGAUCUGCGACUCGGAAUGCGACAGCUGGACCCCGGACCAGCUCCGGAUGUUCAAGUUGAAAAUCUCCUCCUUGCAAGUCUCCAACAUCCUUCUCCUUCUCUUUCUCCUAUGCUGGAUGCCUUACUUCGUCAUCUCCUACUUAAAAAUUUGCCUCGUCCUCGACGAGAACACAUUUGAGAUCGCCUUCACCUUGGCGAUGAUGCUGUGUUUCGCCAACGCCAUGCUGAACGCGCCGAUGUACGCGGCGAUGAGGAACGACUACCGGGCCGUCUUCGCCAUGAUGGUGUACACGGCACCGUGGCGGUGGCCCAACCAACUGCACCGGCUCUUCAUCAUCCGCAACGUCCGGUUCUCCAUCCACUACGAGAGCGAGCUGAAGAAUCCGGAGGAGUGCUUUCAGGUCGACGACAUCUACCUGCGCCCGUCCAUAGUAGGGACUUUAAUCUUUUAAUCCGAUUGAAGCC